AUGGAGCAUAGUAGGGACUCUCUAUCUGAUGGGCUUUCAGGAGGUGGUCACAUGACCAGUUUCCUAAAUAAUCAAAAAUGUGAAUGCUGUGGUGCUGCAUUGUGGCUUCCUGAAUAUAAAAAGGACUCGUAUCUGCCAUGCUUGCAAUGGCCCUCUUACACAAGUGCAGUUAAUGCAUAUAUCACGACACGAAUUGAGGGCAUUCUAACCUCAUUUUCAAUUGAUCCACACAAGCUUCUGGAAGGCAUGGAGACCUGUGUGCUGGCAAAUGUCGACAGUUUUGCCCCAAAUGAUCUAGAUAUAUAUGUACCAGAAGCUCAUGCUGAAACCUUGGCCAAGCGCAUUUUAUCCAGGUUCAAAUCUGUUGGCGGUCACUUGCCAAUCUAUGAUUUGAAUCCUGCUAUCACUCACGUUGAAUGGUACACUUCCAAUUUCCAUCCCCUCAUUCAUGUCAACAUUAUCGCCACCAAAUCCACGUCACCCUUGGAGGCCCUAUUCCAUUCUGGUGCAUCCAUUACCAUGAACGCUAUAACUGGGCGAGGAAUUUUCACUGCUUAUGCUGAUCUAAAAGCCCGUAAAAUCAGCUUGCUACCUUUCAGUUUAUCCCUGCCCACCGCCAAACUCUUUCGUGCAGUGAGAAACAGAUCAUCUUUGCCCCAGGAUGAGGCACAUACCAUUCUCGUUCACUUUGGAAUUUCAGUACCAGUUACAGCAUUGCCUUGGGAGUUGAUGGAACUUCUCGUUAAAAAGUAUAAAUCGAGAGUUGGGGUUACCUUUAUCCGUGAUCUAGCAGCGAUCAAGGACCAUACCUGUGGAGAGGAUCCUUCUUGCAGCUUUACCCUGAGGACUUCCACUGAUUCAGGAUGCGCCUUCUUCCCCUUCAGACCGCUUUCACCUCUUCCUACUUUGACGCUCGCCAUGCCCAUCACUCCUGUCAUGCCCAAAGUAGUAGAAAAUCCGAUCCGCUGGAGUGUGGUUACUCCAAAGCUUAUCUCAUGGUGUGUCGGUGGCUGUAGAUGUGCUGGUGACGGCGUUAAACUCCCUAGCCUAGUGUCUAGCCUCCCAGCCGAUUAUGUGUUGUAG
This is a messenger RNA of Laccaria bicolor S238N-H82, 1083 nucleotides long. RefSeq lists its product as uncharacterized. The transcript has 4 exons. NCBI's taxonomy places the organism in Eukaryota, Fungi, Basidiomycota, Agaricomycetes, Agaricales, Hydnangiaceae. The record is from RefSeq and is a predicted model, not a curated record. The coding region runs from base 1 to 1083 and encodes 360 amino acids.